AUGACGUCGAUAGGUGACGUGAUCGCACUCUGUGGGGUUGUACUCAAAACUAUCGAAGCCUACAAGACUGCACGCGGGUGGACAAAGGAGAAAACGGAGAUUUAUGAUCGCUUACAAAUCUUGCAGUCUCUUUUGGUCAGGGCAAAUUCUGUCGUCGCCUCCCUCACCAAUGCUUCAGAUAUAGAGUUCAUAAUUAUGCGACUGAAGGUGUCCCUGGAUGACCUAAAUGGGAAACUUACGGGGAACGAGAAGCAUGGUAAACUCAUGGGUCAUAUUUCGUGGCCAAUGUUGAGAGAGGCAGCCAAAGACAAGGAGACGGGGAUUCGCCACUUGACUGAACAGCUUCAUCUGGCGAUAUCACUGCAAUUAACGAUUGGAGACGAGGCGACUCGACGACGGUCCUUGUUGGACGAAAUGAAGAAGUUUUUUAACAAAUUUCCCGCUCUCGACGACACACCGUAUGUAGCCCAAAAAAUCACUGAGGGAACACUUGAAUGGUUCCGGAAGGAAGAUGUUGUUUGUCAGUGGAUGUCCUCGGACAAUGCGUUGCUAUGCAUUCAUGGAGCUCCCGGCGUUGGUAAGACAGCGCUUAUUGGUCAUAUCUGUGACAAACUACUUCCGGAAGAUAAUAAUCCAUCCGGAUCAUAUCAUCGUAUCUACUGCAAUGCCGAAACAUUGAAAACUCUCCAAGACUCCAUGGAUGUCUUUAUGACCUUCUGGGCACACAUUAUUGGCAGCUAUACAGGGUCCCGGGAUAUCAACUUGAGUUACACGACUCUCCAAACCUGGUAUGAACGUCUAAUCCUGGAUCCUUCUCCAUCUCAUGUGAAGAGAAACGAGGUGAAAUUCGAGAUGUUCCGCGAAACACUAGCACAGGUAGGAAAAACGACCCUAAUCCUGGACGGAUUUGACGAAGUGCACAAGGAUUACCGGGAAGAGCUGUUGCGUAACCUAAAAUGCCUUCAGGAAUCACAAAGCCAAUGUCGCAUUUUGAUUACCACCCGGCCUUACCGCGAAAUCAUGCCUAUGUUCAGUGACAGCAUGAAACUAGAAUAUUCACCAAGGCCGAGUGAUAUAGAGCUAUAUAUCCAAAAACGAAUGUGUCCAGAACGCUAUGUGGUCUCGAGCGCCAAGACGAGGGAUUACAUCCUCAAAAUUGUCCAACCGAAGAGCCAAGGCAGUUUCCUGCUUACCAUGUUGUAUAUGGACGAGAUACUGCGUGAGACUAACGACCGUAGCCGCAGAGAAGUUGCCAAGAACCUACCAGCGAGCGCAGCAGGUAUUUAUGACCGGCAGCUGAAGAGACUAGGAAAAGUGCCUGAUGAAUUGUCGGGUCGAAUUCCGUGCCAAGCGAUCCAAGUCCUGUUCUGGGUUGUCUAUUCGGAGGCCCCAAUGGCCGAUUCCGAACUGAAACAGGCCUUGGCUGUGCACAUUGGAGAUAAGAACUACGACAGAAGUGGAAUGCCUGACUUCGUCGACAUCGAACUUGCAUGUAAUGGGCUCGUCAAGCCGGAUCCUACAACAAAAAAUCUUACCCCGACUCAUCGGGCAUUCACCGAUUUUUUACGACUUGAUGAAACUCGCAACCAAUGGUUCCCAAGCAUUAAAGAGCACAUUCCUAUGGUUCUACUAACCUAUCUAUCUUUCAAAUGCAUGAAAAAGCCAUUGGAAGAUGACCGAUCAAGAACCAAAUUUCAGAAGAGUCACCCACUGAUCCCAUAUGCAUUGAAAUAUUGGGGGCAAGGCCUAGACCGGAUUCUCAACCAAGGCAGCGAUCUGUGGAAGCUGACAGAGAAGUUUCUGAAGACUUCAUUCGAGAAUUGGAAUGGUUUUAUUACAGAGGAGGUCAUCGUAGUGAUGGCCUGCAAUGUCGUAGGAUGGCCACUAGAGUACGAUGGGUUGAGACGGGGCACAAUCACUGGCAUGCAUUGGGUGGCGAGAUUUGGGCUCUCAGACUUCGUCCCGAUCAUAUACAGCCAUGAGAGGCUCUCGCCGGUGACUAAACCGGUCUCUAUGACACCUCUUGGGUUGGCAGCUGCUCACGAUCAACUUGACGUCGCACAGAGGUUGAUCGAUGAGGGGGUUAAUGUGAACGAUGUAGGUGUCCGUGGCCGGCCCUUACGACCACCACUAUUCGACGCUAUCUUUCACCGCAAUCGCAAGGUCGCCACGAUGCUUCUCAAAGGCGGAGCAGACAUGACUCUGAGGCGCAUCGAUAAUGAUGAGUCGCCAGUUGACCUUGUGUAUUUGAUCAACCGAUACGCGCUAGCUGAGAUCCUGGCAAAAUCAAUUUCUGGCAGGCUUCCCACGCGAGCGCAAGAAUUACAGCUCCUUAUUCGUGGGGCCUUUGCGACUGAGCUGAAGAGAGCCAUCGACGAGGGGUUGGAUGUUAAUCAUCCCUGCGAGAAUGGGAAACUCGCACUGGACUACGCAAACGAACUGGGCUCUCGCGAAAUCAUUGAAAUAUUGACUGCCAAGAUGGCAAAGAUGAAGCAGGCCCAGCCCACUUUCACUCUCGACUCGCCUCCAUACCCUCAACCCAUUCUUGAGCCCCAUCCCCCCGGCUAUUUCAUCAUGUCGGAAAAGUUAUGGGGCAAAGACGAUCGUCUUAUUUUACGUUAUUCGGACGGCUAUAGGGGCGCUCCACCCAAGAGAGAGGUGAAGACCAAUGGUAAGACACGUUUCAAAGCUGUUGAUUCCAACGUCGGUUCUAAUUUAGACUUAGCUUCGACUUCCGAUUCAAGCCUAGACACAGAAAAGUCUAAUUCCAAGCCUGAUUUCAAGCCAGAUUCUGAGACAGAUUCCGAGACAGAUUCCGAGACAGAUUCCGAGUCCGAUUCUGAGUCCGAUUCUGAGUCCGAUUCUAAGCUUGAUUUUGAGUCCGAUUCUAAGCUUGAUUUUGGGUCCUAUCCCGAGACCCGUGAUGAUCAAGGCUCCGAGCGUGGCCAGGAGUCGGAUGAUGAGCUGGAUGAUAUUCACGGUACUGAGUCUGAAUUCCACAAGGAAAGAAUGUCAGAGAUGAUAAAGCUCUGUUUCAUGCAGCCGGAUUUUGAGUCCAACUUCGUCUCAGAGGCUGGCACAGAGACAGAUUCGGAUGAGAUUCGGAACAAAUUGAAUGGGAUCUUGUCUAGAUUUAUUUCUAGCCUUCCCACUGAGGCACUCUUGUUGGAAAUUCCCUUGAAUGAAAAGAUCAAGCUUCCAGUUCAGACAAUAGUCUUCCAGACAAUUUCGUGUGAUCAAGGAUGGAGUGAUCAUAUUAAGAAAAAAACAUACCUUGGCUCUACACGAAGCUGGUUUGAUGUACGUGCCAGUCACGUUGAUGGUGAAUCGAAGACUUUCAAAGUACAGCACAAUGUGCACGCGUCAUCGCAAUUCAGGCUUCAUACCAACGUCUGGAAUCUUAGUGAUUUCAAGGACACGUCUCCAAGGGCACGAUUUAUGCGGAGACUCCGACAUGGCAGUACGCUGAAGUUCUCUGCUCAUGCAUCGGGAGGAAAUGGAUGGGCGAACAACAUUGCAUACGCACGGGUGUAUAUUUAUGGAUCAACCGGUGAAAAUGGGACGUCGUAG
Annulohypoxylon maeteangense is the source of this 3570-nucleotide messenger RNA. RefSeq lists its product as uncharacterized. The transcript is spliced from 4 exons. Gene Ontology annotation, molecular function: ATP hydrolysis activity; protein binding. The record is from RefSeq and is a predicted model, not a curated record. The coding region runs from base 1 to 3570 and encodes 1189 amino acids. Lineage: Eukaryota; Fungi; Ascomycota; Sordariomycetes; Xylariales; Hypoxylaceae.